This is a messenger RNA of Prorocentrum cordatum, 1169 nucleotides long. The record is from the annotation of a GenBank genome assembly. Lineage: Eukaryota; Dinophyceae; Prorocentrales; Prorocentraceae.
CUCAAGUGCUGGGGCGCUUGGGUGGGCAGCCUCUCUUGAAGGGGCCAUCUUGGGGUCGUUCCCAAGCGGACACACUUUUUCUCUCUGCCAUGGCGCGCGCUGCUCUCUCGCCCGAGGACCUGCAGGCCAUCGGUGGAGUCAUCUCCCUCCAGGUCGCUCCUCUACGUGCUGAUCUACAGUCCACAGUCGAUAAGAUCCACGAGAUGGACGAGAAGUUUGACGCCCAGAUCGCCGAACUGCGCCUGGAGCAGCAGAAGAUGAAGGUUACGGUGGAGGAGGCGCGCCUGUUGUGCUGGAGCUCCCUCAAUGCGAGGCCGCUCGAGGAGGACAACAUGUCGCAAGAGCUGCCUCCCAUUCCGUCUCAGCCGGUCGCCGCCGCCCAGCUGGACGCCAAGCUGAUCACCAUGGAGAGCACGCUCAUGAAGGCGAUCGCCUCCACUGCAGGGUCUGCAUCCUCCGCUGUCAGUGCAGAUCGUGUUGAGGUCGUUGGACCAGAUCCCUGGACCCGCUUCCUGGGCCGCAGCGGGUGCAAGAAACCCAGGCGUGGUGACCGCUGCAAGAUUUGGAUUCGGGGAUUCACCAGGAAGAUGCUAAACCGUGUUUUCGUGAAGCACUGCGAGCUGCUCAAGGCAGCUGCAGUGUCGUUGCUCGAUGGUGCAGUCCCCCAGCGCCAGAGCUACAAGUACUGUUGCAACAUCCGCUUCCAGUCCGCGGAAGCUCCCGGGGCUUUCUUCAGCUGGGGCAAGGAUGCAGGAGGUGGUAAGGACGCCUUCGCGUUCAUGGGGAUGCCAGACGCCAAGAUGUUCGAGUUCCCCGAGGCCGUGCUGAACGCGUUCCCUGAGCUUGCCCUGAGCAACCUCGACAAGCGCAGCCGCAAAGUGCGCGUGCUGCCCACGAGAUGCCUGACGGGAGACAUGUUGGGGCGCGUCGUGACGGAGCAGGGCCGAGUUCUGUGGCGACGUUGGGAUCAAGACAGGUGGGUCGGCCCGGGCAGCCCCGCAGAGGCGUGCCCUGCCGCGAGGGAGCCCCGGAAGCAGAGGCCAGAAGUGAGGGAUGCUGCGAAGCCCUCGCUGCACGGCAGGAUGCCAGUCGUGCUCGUCGGAGGCCUCGUGGUCGCGCUGACAAUGAGAAGCCUGCUGCCAGAGCAGGCUUUUGCCGGCGGCCCCUGA